This is a messenger RNA of Orcinus orca (killer whale), 3560 nucleotides long. RefSeq names its product protein kinase cAMP-dependent type II regulatory subunit beta (gene PRKAR2B). The transcript is spliced from 11 exons. Gene Ontology annotation, biological process: regulation of protein phosphorylation. The record is from RefSeq and is a predicted model, not a curated record. NCBI's taxonomy places the organism in Eukaryota, Metazoa, Chordata, Mammalia, Artiodactyla, Delphinidae. The coding region runs from base 280 to 1530 and encodes 416 amino acids. Gene Ontology annotation, molecular function: cAMP-dependent protein kinase regulator activity. Gene Ontology annotation, cellular component: cAMP-dependent protein kinase complex.
AGGAAGGGGAAAGGAGCGGCCGCGGUGGGAGCGGGAGGAGCUGGAGAUGCUUCCAGCUCUCCCGAGGCCGUGCUCGUUCAGCCGCCGCAGCCGCACGGAGCAGCCGCGCGACGGGAGCCGCGGGCCGGGCCAGCCGGGCCUCCGGGGCCCAGUGCGCCGCGUUCGCAGCGGGUAGCGCAGCCAGCGUCGUCUCCGCUCGCUCGGCGGCCGAGGGGCCCGAGACCGGUCCGGGGAGGGGGCGAGGGCGGCGCCCCGGCGCCCGUUGGCAGGGGAGGCAGGAUGAGCAUCGAGAUUCCGGCGGGACUGACGGAGCUGCUGCAGGGCUUCACGGUGGAGGUGCUGAGGCACCAGCCCGCGGACCUGCUGGAGUUCGCGCUGCAGCACUUCACGCGCCUGCAGGAGGAGAACGAGCGCAAAGGCGCCGCGCGCUUCGGCCAUGAGGGCAGGACCUGGGGGGACGUGGGCGCCGCCGGCGGGGGCGGUACCCCCAGCAGGGGGGUUAACUUCGCCGAGGAGCCCAUGCACAGCGGCUCGGAGAACGGCGAGGAGGAGGAGGCCACAGACGCAGGGGCGUUCAACGCUCCAGUAAUAAACCGAUUUACGAGGCGUGCCUCAGUAUGUGCAGAAGCUUAUAAUCCUGAUGAAGAAGAAGACGAUGCUGAGUCCAGGAUUAUACAUCCCAAAACUGACGAUCAAAGAAAUCGAUUGCAAGAAGCUUGCAAAGACAUCCUGCUGUUUAAGAACCUGGAUCCGGAGCAGAUGUCUCAAGUAUUAGAUGCCAUGUUUGAAAAAUUGGUCAAAGAAGGGGAACAUGUAAUUGAUCAAGGUGAUGAUGGCGACAACUUUUAUGUAAUCGAUAGAGGAACAUUUGAUAUCUACGUGAAAUGUGAUGGUGUUGGAAGGUGUGUUGGCAACUAUGACAAUCGUGGGAGUUUUGGCGAACUGGCCUUAAUGUACAAUACGCCCAGAGCAGCUACAAUCACUGCUACCUCUCCCGGUGCUCUGUGGGGCUUGGACAGGGUAACCUUCAGGAGGAUAAUUGUAAAAAAUAAUGCCAAAAAGAGAAAAAUGUAUGAAAGCUUUAUUGAGUCACUGCCAUUUCUUAAAUCUUUGGAAGUUUCUGAGCGCCUGAAAGUGGUAGAUGUGAUAGGCACCAAAGUAUACAACGAUGGAGAACAAAUCAUUGCUCAGGGAGACUUGGCUGAUUCUUUUUUCAUUGUAGAAUCUGGAGAAGUGAAAAUUACCAUGAAAAGGAAGGGUAAGUCAGAGGCGGAGGAGAACGGUGCAGUAGAAAUCGCUCGGUGCUCUCGGGGACAGUACUUUGGAGAACUUGCUCUGGUAACUAACAAGCCCCGAGCUGCUUCCGCACACGCCAUCGGGACCGUCAAAUGUUUAGCCAUGGAUGUGCAAGCAUUUGAAAGGCUUUUGGGACCUUGCAUGGAGAUUAUGAAAAGGAACAUCGCUACCUAUGAAGAACAAUUAGUUGCCCUGUUUGGAACAAACAUGGAUAUUGUUGAACCCACUGCAUGAAGCAAAAGUAUGGAGCAAGAAGACCUAUAGUGACAAAAUUACACAGUAGUGGUUAGUCCACUGAGAAUGUGUUUGUGUAGAUGCCAAGCAUUUUCUGUGAUUUCAGGUUUUUUCCUUUUUUUACAUUUACAGUGUAUCAGUAAACAGAGUAGUGAUUCAAUAGUCAAUAGGCUUUAACAUCACUUUCUAAAAGAGUAGAUCAAAACAAUAUCGACAUACUGAUAAAAUGACUUUCUACUCCACAAAAUUAUGAUUUGACUGAAAGGUUUAUUCAGAUGAUUAUAAUAUACUGAAAGUAUCUGUGUUUAAGAAGAUAAUUAAAGGAUGUUGUCAUAGGCAAUGUGUGUUCAUUUUGACUCACUCAGAUUGAUAUGUUAUGACUAUGCCCAUGUAAGAGGGAACUUGGCAGUGAAUCAUGCUAUACAGCAUGGCAUCACAUUCUUUUUACAACUCACUAUAUAUAGUACGUACAAUUUAGUAAUGUUUGUUUUCGAGUUUUUCUGGCUUGGUAAGUUAUGUACUGGCCUUGGCCUAUUGGUGAAAUGGUAUAAAACAUCAUAUGCAAUUUUAAGACCUUUUCUAUUUUUGCAAUAAAGUACCUUUUGACUUCUUUGGCAUAAUGUCAGUAACCUACAUAUUCCAGUGGUUUUAAGGACAGGCAGUUUAAUCAUUACAAUAAUAGGGAAGACUCUUUUUAGGUGAAAGGUCAUUAUUUUUCUCAUAAAGCAUCUAUCUAUGCUUCCUUUUUCCAUUUUGCAGUUCUCUGUAUUUGUUAUCUUUAAAAAUUUGAGUUUGACAUUUAAUGUCACAAAUUUUUUUUUUUUUUUUUUUUUUUUUUUGCGGUAUGCGGGCCUCUCACUGUUGUGGCCUCUCCCGUUGCGGAGCACAGGCUCCGGACGCGCAGGCUCAACGGCCAUGGCUCACGGGCCCAGCUGCUCCGCGGCAUGUGGGAUCUUCCCAGACCAGGACACGAACCUGUGUCCCCUGCAUUGGCAGGCGGACUCUCAAUCACUGCACCACCAGGGAAGCCCUGUCACAAAUAUUUUUAAAUGCUCUUUAAACUUAUGUGUUGUCUUCUGAAAGCCUAAGAUCUUAUAUAUGCUAAAAAAAAAGUCUCCUAUACCAAAAAUAUUUGGGGUCCUUAUCAACAUGCCCUUAAGAUAGCUCUGUGUUCUUCACUAGAUGUACAUAAUACAAUCCUUUUCAGACAUCUGCUCCCAGGGGUUUCCUCCAAGGUGGGAGAAAUAAAUUUUUAUAAGUAAAACAUAUAUAAACAUAAAAGGAAUUUCUGUCCAUUCCAUGUAUACCAUUAGGCCUUGCCACUUGCUUUAAUGUAGACUCUCAAAAGUGCAGAAUGAACUCAACUGAAUAGAUUUUUGUUGACAAUUGACAUGAUUAUUCUGCUACAUAAAAUGAAUUUAAUUAUGUUCAACCAAAGGAAUAUAUUCUUACAAGAUUUCUAGGCCUACAUGACCCCAACGUCUAGAGAGAUUAAUUCUAACCAGUUGUUCCCUUUUAAAUGAGCAAUUUCAUUUUGGGAAACAUGUUUCAAAGAAAUAUAUACAUGGGUAAAAAGAUUCUGUGGCUAGUGUGGUCUUACUAGAGAAUGUUUAUGGUCUUGCUUGUAUAAUGAAAACGUGGUUAAAAUAUGUUAAUCAGAUAUGUAUAUAUAAGAAGUAUGUAAAGUAUACCUUCAGCCACAUUUUAGAACAGUUUUAACAAUUUUGCAAACUUUCCCACAGGAAGAGAGCUUACUACAUGAAGAGGACUUGUUUUCUAUUUCAGAUUUUAAAAGCCAUGUCUGCUAAACAAAAAACACAAAGAACCCCAAAUUCCUCGUUCAUCAUUCUGUAUUCUCAAUUUUAUUCACUUUUUCAGGUUACCUGUUUUGUUGCAUAAGCUGAUUGUUAACUACAAAUGCCUGUUUAAUAAAGAACUCUGACCAAGGCUGUAAAUGCCAGUUACAUUAUUUUCAGUAUUGUUGGUUAUAUUUAAAAUUUCCUUAUAAUAAAGCACACUUUUAUAAUAAA